Molecule: messenger RNA, 543 nt
Organism: Panicum virgatum (switchgrass)
Lineage: Eukaryota; Viridiplantae; Streptophyta; Magnoliopsida; Poales; Poaceae
Product: mucin-1-like
Exons: 1
Coding region: 1-543 (180 amino acids)
Source: RefSeq, a predicted model, not a curated record
AUGCCGCGCCGCCAGGCGGCGCUCGGGCCGACUGUGCAGCCGGUGGGCGCUGGGCCCUGUGCCGCGGGGCUCGACCGGGCGGCGGCCGCCGGGCGCAGUUCCGUUGCAAUCCCCUCAUCCCCUCCGCCGCUGGGGUCGGACGCCACCUCCGUGGCCGGCAUGUCUCCCUGCCCCGUGGACGCCGGCGGCAACAAACCCAGACCUGCUGGGUCCGCCACGACGACGCCGACCAGCUCCUCCGCCCUCUCGCCGGCAGCGCCCCCCUUCUUCCUGGGUCGCUCGAUGCGCCGGGGGAAGCAGCUCCGAUGGAGAGACGACACCCCACCCCUCUCCAACGACGACGGCUCCCCGUCCUACCGCGACAUCCUGCUGCCGCAACCGAGGGCGACCACCCCUGCUUCAUCCCCGGCGGCGGCGCAGGUCGACGCGCCGGCUCUAACACCCACUCUCCGCCCCAUCGUGGUGCUGCCUCGACGGGGCGAGGGUGGGCACCGCAAGCGUCCAAAUCGGCGGGGCCAACGGCUACCCUCUCCGCCACCCUAG